AUCCGCUCUAUUUAUAGGGGCCACUUCCUAAAUCCUCUGCCGCACUCUCCGAUCUUUCUAAUGGGAAUCUAAUAGGAGGCGUAUGUUAGGAAUAUAAUAGGAGGCGUAUCUUUUCUUUUUUUUAUAUAAGGUCUCGUGGAACUCCUGAGCAGGAUACUAUUUCCUCAGCACCAGGGGAUUCCACUGCAAUAUUUGCCUGCAUCAUCCAAAUAUGAAUUGUGUUCAAACCACUUGGAAGUAACAUCAGAUAAUUACAGAACCCAAAUAACUACAACAAAGAUGUUUUAGGACUGACAACAGUUGGUUUCCAUAUGAAAUCAGUUAUGGCUGAUCCUAUGAGAACAUAUGCUAUCACAUUUUUAUAAAGGACAUAUUUUUGCAGGCUUUAGUCAACUGUAAAUCCUUUUUUUCUUUAUUUAAAAUAAAUACCACGUUAAAGCUUUCUUCAGAUAGGAUGGCAGAACUGUUUCUUGGCAAAGUCUUGCUUAAAAACAACCGUGAUCAGGACGAGCUGGAUACAGACAAGGAGUUGUGGGAAAGGCUGGAGAACCGUGUUCUCCUCUUGUACUUUGCUGAGUCUGGUUCUUCCCGGUGUCAGGAGUUUGCUCCACUCUUGAAGGACUUUUUCACCAAACUGACUGAUGAGUUCUAUGUGCACCGAUCCUCGCAGUUAGCUCUAAUCUACAUAACCCGAGACCGCAGUGAGGAAGAACAUGACAGCUUCAUAAAGGACAUGCCAAAACGUUGGUUACUGGUUCCCUUUGAGAAUGAAGAGUUUAGAAGGGACCUUGAAGUCCAGUUCUCAGUCUCAGAAGUACCGGUCCUUGUAGUCCUCAAACCCUCUGGACAGGUGAUCUCCCCUAAUGCAGUGGAUGAAGUUGUACGCCUGGGACCUCCAUGCUUCCAGAACUGGCAGGAAGUGUCUGAGAUGAUUGAUAGGAACUUCUUACCAGAAGAAUUCUGUGACUCAACUGCCUCCAAGAGCAUCAGCGACCCGAUCCGCAGGAUAAAGUACAAACUGGAGAGCCCUGAGAAGAAGAAGAAGAGGGGGAGGGCUGGAGGGGACGAUGAUGAUGACGGUGGUGGUGGAGGAGGAGGAGACUUCUUCUGAACAAAGCUUUACUUUUUUACAUAUAAUGAGUUUAUGGAAAAAAUGAACCGUCAAAGGCUCUGAAUCGGACUUUGUAGAGAAGAUGGACGAAAGUAUAAUAAACAAAAAUAGUUUUUUUUUAACAACGAAU
Molecule: messenger RNA, 1241 nt
Organism: Rana temporaria (common frog)
Lineage: Eukaryota; Metazoa; Chordata; Amphibia; Anura; Ranidae
Gene: NXNL1
Product: nucleoredoxin like 1
Exons: 3
Coding region: 455-1111 (218 amino acids)
Biological process (GO): photoreceptor cell maintenance
Cellular component (GO): mitochondrion
Source: RefSeq, a predicted model, not a curated record